Molecule: messenger RNA, 6332 nt
Organism: Anoplopoma fimbria (sablefish)
Lineage: Eukaryota; Metazoa; Chordata; Actinopteri; Perciformes; Anoplopomatidae
Gene: zmym4.1
Product: zinc finger MYM-type containing 4, tandem duplicate 1
Exons: 27
Coding region: 515-5155 (1546 amino acids)
Molecular function (GO): zinc ion binding
Source: RefSeq, a predicted model, not a curated record
AGUAGACACUCGAGAGUCUUCAAGCCCAAUAACAAAAUAGACUGGAUGCAAAUGAUGUAGUUGGGUACUAAAUGAAAAGAGUAUGUUUUAAAAGCACCGAGGCGCAUUUCGUUUGCAAAACUCGUAUACAUCAGGAUUUUGGAGCAAACAUGGCGGCCACGGCGGAAACUGGCGACGGACACCGACUGCUGGCCACCAAUCAAGUGUCCUCCGUCCAAGUCGCUGGCGCGGUAAUAUUGUGCACGUUGUGACGGCUUUAUAAAUGUCCUAUAACGUCGCUAAGUGAAGACAUUGCAUAUCUAACAAAUACAAAAGUUAUUGGUUUAGCAAAGGGGUCAGAUAUUUUGUCGCGCGGAGAUACUGACACGUUAAAGGCGAGCUAACCCGUAGCGAGCUAACCGGACAGGCAGAGAGUUGUGCAGACUUGUAAGCAAGCUAGUGUUAGCUUAGCAAAUGGUGAGCUGGUUCUUCUCUUGUUUACAGGUCAUGUAAUUAGUCUACAUAUCAUCCCGACAUGGCUGAAUCCAAGGAAGCGUACCGGACGGAGGUAAAAGAGGGGACAGACGGAGAGUCCAUGGAAGCUGUUUCAGAGCAGGGAUCGUCGGUGGAUGUUGGAGACCUGGAGCAUGUUUGCAAAGCUUCUCCUAGACUCUCUGAACAUGUAGAGGAGGAUAAACCUGUUGCUGUUGAAAAAGCAGUGGAAAGUAAAGACACUGAACAUAAAGAAGCUGAAGAAGAAGAAGAGACAGUCAGAACAGUUUUGGUCCACGGUGGUGAUCCAGGGAGCACCUCAGAAACUGAAAGAGAAGAGAGAGUUGAGGUGAAAACCGAGGAGGAGUAUGAGUCAAAUGAAGAAAAUGUGUCAGUAAAAGAUGAACACUUAGAGGACGGUCCUGCAGGACUUGAUUCCAGCGAGGACACAAAUAUGCAAAAGACUUCUGAGGAGCUAACAAACACGGACAUGGACACUAAGGAGUGCGUCGACACACUGCAGGAUAAGGAGGCCGCUGCCGCUAAAUUGAGGGUUUCCACAGUGGACCAUCUCGAUGAGAUAAUGGACAUCGGCACGGUGGAUCAGGUGGAGCAGGAAGCCCAGAUGAAUGAGGAGCAACAGAAUAGUGAGAUGGACAUGGACUACAGCAGCUCACCUUCAGUUUUAUACACAGCCUCAGCGACGAGGGAGAGUAACUCUGUCGAGGAGGAAGAGGAUGUGAAACCCAUUGUAUUGCCACCACCUGCUGAGGAGGAGCAAGCGGAGGACGUGAAGGUGGCUCUAGACUUGGUGCGGUCCAGCUCGUCUCCGUCCUCUGAAGCCACGGCCAGCACAAGAAGGGACAGCUCAUCACCAGCGACCAUGAUGAACGGGAUGAAAGUAGUUAAGCUGUCAAUACCAAGAUUAGACACUGUUAGUGAAAGCGUACUCGCUGCUGCUCGACCAGUCAAGUCGUCUCCUUCGCCGCCCUUGGUCAAGGUGAAAGAUGAGCCAAUAGACGAAGAGUACGAGCAAGCUCUUAUAUCUUGUGCGUCUACAGCGAGCGUGAAAGAUGAGCCCAACACUGCAAAGGAGGACUUGAGGAUCGGAUCGGUCUUCUCUGUGACCCCGGCCGCCGAAACGCAGCCGCUGCCCGUCGUCAAGCCAUCGGCGCCACACAUGUCCUGUUCCCACUGCAAAAAGAGCCUGAUGAAAGGUCAGACGGCGUUCCAGAGGAAAGGCUCGCCGGCACUUUUCUGCUCCACCACCUGUCUCACCACGUCUCUCCCCACGGUCAAAGGAGUCCCCAAGAUCUGCCACAACUGUCAAAAGUUUAUAAUUCGGCCUCAGGACGUCAUUCUGGCUCCAGAUGCUAAAGGCACCAUGAAGGAAUUCUGCAGCCAGAACUGCCUGACCUCCUUCAACUACAAGAAAAACGUCAGAAUGUCUGCCACCAGAACAACACCGCAACCAAUAGCGCCACAGUCGCUCUGCAGCAUGUGCACAAGAUACUGCAUUAGUAAACACGAGGUGAUCCUGAGCGGCGCCGUCCACAAAAUCUGUAGUGACGCCUGCUUCAACCGCUUCCGCACAGUGAACAACCUGGCCAUGGCCGGCUGUGCCAACUGCGGCUCCUACUGCCACAGCAAGCCGCUCAUGCUGAAGAUGGAAGACUGCAACAAAACUCUGUGCAAUGCAGAGUGUCUGGCCAAGUACAAAGAGAAUACGAAGAUAACCAAGCCCUGUACGAUGUGUCGCACCACCCGGUUGCUGGUAGAAAUGGUUGACAACAAAAACAGUGAUGACUCUGUGAACCUCUUCUGUAGCAGCAGCUGUGUGAUGGCAUUCAAGGUCCAGACUGUCAGUGCAUCAGGUACAGGUGCUCGGUUGAAUUGUGAUAGUUGUGGGAAAAAAACCAUACCAGCCUACCACCUGGCCAUGUCUGAUACAACCAUCCGGAACUUCUGCACUCUACCUUGUGUCAUGGCUUUUCAGGAAAAGUUCAAGAAGUCCCAGAAACAGGUGAACGUUUUUACCAAGCUGCCAAUCGGCUCCACCCAAAUCCAGACCAUCACUCCCAACCAAACCCUGCAGGACGUCCCCAAAGGACCACUCAGACUGAACUGCUCCCAGUGUGACCGCAACAUAGCUUUUAAACCAGAACUCCUCCAGAUCAAGGACAAGUUAGUUUUCUUCUGCGGCGAGGACUGUGCUCACGAGUUCAAGAAGGACAACUUUGUGACGAGCCUGUGUGAAUACUGCAAGAUCGAAAAGAUCACGAGAGAUGCCAAAAGGAUUAACAACAGAGACUGCUUCUUCUGCAGCGACGGCUGUAAGCUCCUCUACAGACAUGACUUGACUAAAAACUGGGGGAAACACUGCCACUCCUGCGUUUACUGCCACAGCAUGUCCAAGAAGCUGGUGACGGCCCAGUACGGAGGCUCGACAGAGGAGUUCUGCGCCGAGGAGUGCAGGUCCAAAUACACCAUGCUCUUCUGCCACGUGGCAAAGUGUGACACCUGCGGUCACAAAGGAAAACUGAAGCAGAGUCUUCCCAUGCUGGGAGAAGUCAAACACUUCUGUGAUCUGAGCUGUUUGCUGCAGUUCUGCUGUGACACAGUGGCCACGCAAGGCGAGGUCAUCUUAGGUACAGUGGAGGCCACGCCUGUCAUCGCCAACGUCAUCUCGCUUGCUGGCCCUCCGACAGGAAAAUCAAACUCUUCUGACAGAGCCUCGAGGCAACAACACACAAAUGCAGGAACAGUCUUUCAAUCAAAGAACUCUGGACAUAUCAGUAUUCAGACAGAUGUGGUGAAAGUCCAUCCUCCGUCUGUCCCUAAAAUUCUGAAGAACAAGGCCGUGCUCUGCAGACCGCUAGUGCAGAACAAAGGGGUCUCCUGUAAAACACAAACCGUGGAUGUCGAAGCACAGACAGACGACGUCUACCCUAAAAUCAUGGUUGUUCCUGUCCCAGUGCCGGUUUAUGUCCCUGUACCCAUGAACAUGUACAGUCAGUUUACUCCCAAAGCUCUAGGCCUGCCAUUACCGGUGCCCGUGCCCAUGUUCCUUCCUGUGACCAUGGACAGUGCUGAGCGCAUCAUGGAAACCAUCCAGGAGAUCAAGCAAAAGAUUCCGUCGGACCCCUUCGAGGCAGAACUCAUCCUCAUGGCCGAGAUGGUUGCAGAACAGAAUGAGAAAAAUGACAAAGAGGAGGGACCAAAGGAGAAACUGGUGGAGAAAGAGAGAGAGAAACAAGAAGCAGCUGCUCCGGAUGACCACGCCAGUAACUUCAGUGACGACUUGGACACGGACGACUUGGCCAAUUUCCUCAACAACUGGGAGGACGGCUCCUCUGAAGCAGGUCUCCGGUAUCCAGGCCGACCCUCCGGUCAGGAAAAGCUCAACACGAUCCUGGACGUUUCCCUGGGCGCGACCAAUGAGCCUUACUCCGAACCCCCGCCUCCAGCUCCGCCUCCCAUGGACGUCGAAGCUGACUUUGCUGUUGAAACCCUGGAGAGGAUGGCCCGGUUGAGAGAGCAGACCCGCCGAUCCCUGAGCCCUCCGCCUGCAGCUUCACGACGACGACAAGCUCACAGGAAAGCACGAGAAAAGAGGGGUCGUAAGUCACAGCGGACAUCUAAGGCAGCUGAAGCGUCUACUCAAAGAGGCGCCACCAACAAGGUCAUGGCUGUAGACGUCCCAACACUGAAGAGUCAAUACGGAGUUGACGCCUGGAAGCGAUGGAUCCAGUGGAGGCAAACUCAACCCAACCUCGAGAAGCCACGCUUCAGUUCUCGGCCCAUGGAGCUGAAGGAGGAUGUUCUUCGCUGCACCACUGCAGAGCUCAGCUAUGGCCUCUGCUGCUUCAUCACUGAGGUGAAACGACCCAACGGAGAGCUGUACUCCCCUGACAGCCUGUUCUACCUCUGCCUCGGAAUCCAGCAGUACCUGUUUGAGAACGGUCGCGUGGAGAACAUAUUCAUGGAUCGGUUCUACAACAAGUUCUCCACUGAGUUCAAUAAUAUGCUAAGAGAUUUCAAACCCUCAAUCACAGCAAGUGGUUAUAUCCACUCCCGUGUGGAGGAGGGGUUUCUGUGGGACUGCAAACAGCUUGGGGCGUACUCCCCCAUCGUCCUCCUCAACACUUUGCUCUUCUUCUGCUGCAAGUACUUUGGCUUCACCACGGUGGAGCAGCACCGCCAGCUGUCCUUCGCCCACGUCAUGCGCUGCACCAAAACCAACCCAAACAACACCAAGACCACCUUCCUGCGGUUCUACCCGCCAAUAUCCAUAAACGAAGCAGAGACAGAUCCAGAGGUUCCUGUGAAGAAGCGUAAGGAGGAGGAGAGUAAAGAGGAUAUUCUAGAGAUGAUGGAGAACACAGAGAACCCUCUCCGCUGUCCAGUCAGACUCUACGAGUUCUACCUCUCCAAGUGCUCGGAGUCGGUCAAGCAGCGCACCAACCUGUUCUACCUUCAUCCCGAGCGCUGCUGCGUCCCCAACAGCCCCCUGUGGUUCUCCUUCACCCCUCUGGACGACAGCACCAUGGAGGGCAUGCUCAUCCGCAUCCUCACCGUCAGAGAACUGCAUCUCGGGAAGAGGAAAGCUGAAGGAACGGAGCAAAAGACCUCAGAGGAUCCACUGUUUAUACCCGGCGAGGAGGAUGAUGGGGAUUCAGAGUGAUAAAGAGCAGAAGUGACCUUUUUAUUGGUGUAGCAGCUUGUGGUGUAAAUGUUUGUAGAUAAACGGAAAUGUUCAUUUAAACAUGGCCCAAUUAAUGAAAAUGGACGGAAUAAUUAUCUCACAUGCAUAACUACAAUGUGCAGAAGUGCAAAGAAAGUCAUACAACAUUCAGACUGUUGACUAACUGCUCAUCAGGACACAUAGCUGUCCUUCUGUGUUUUGUCUGGUGAAUGGUUGCUUCUCAUGGAUAAUGCUACUUGUUUCCUUCCAGGUUAUGAUUUCUUCAAUUCUAUGUGCAAAUUGGAUUUAAGUUGUUUUUUUUUGUCCUUGCUUAAAAGCACUACAAUGAAAAACAUUUCUGACUGCUGUUGGUGUCAGUGAAGAAACGACCAGAAGACAAACUGAAAACAGCUUCCUGUGAAGUAGAUGUAAAUCGUCAACCAUCAGUGACAAACCUGCAGUAUAGUUCGAUUUUCAGCAAUGCAUCAAUACCAUGAUUUUGUGUCAGUCACAGAUCACAUGCUAAUUUUUUUGCUCAAAUCAUUCUCAAAUAUUUAGAAAAGCACUUCAUAACAAAAGUUCUCCAACUCCAACUUGCCUUGGUAACUUGUACAAGAAUGGAAUUUACAUAAAAUAUUUGAUUUAUCAGAUAAUCAGACUUCAGAUCUGGUCACUUGAUUGAGAGAUUACAGAGUAAUUUAUGACUUGUUUUCAACGUUAAAUGAAAGAAUCAAACAGUUUUCUUUACUUCCUUUUGCCUCAUUAAUAGAAAGGGACAGAUUGUGAGUGUCCGAAUGAUUGGAUUAAAACAUGUUUGGAAUUGCUUUGAAUACAUUUAAGUAUAUAUGGCAUAAUAAUUUCACAGUUUAAAAAGGCUGGCAACUUAUUUGGCAUUUGGAAUAAAUAUUGGAAGCAGUUUUGUUAAACACGCUGAAAUGAACAGAAGAAUUUGGAUUGUGUUACAUUCAUUUUGGACAUGCUGUUUCAUCCAAGCAUCAUCUGAGACAUUUUCUUUUUGCAUAACCAUGACCCUGGUGUAUAAAAACUACGUAGUCUACAGACCCUUCAUGUAUAUCUUGGUUAUAUUAACUCCCAGUCCUUAGUAUGGCUGCCAAUGUUCUGAGUAUUUUCUAUUGUAUGUUGUUUUUGAAUAAAAACAUUUAAAACGUAAUUGUUU